AUGGCUCCUAAGACCACGACUAAAGGUCAUCAGAAAUUGCUGGCCAAGGCCAUGGCUGCCAAGAGCAAGGCUAAGCCGGCUAAGCAAACCGGCAAGAUUAAGGCCGAAAAGACGACGCCCAAAAAGAAAGCCAGGGCUGCGAAGCUGGAGCCCGAACAGGAAGAGUGUGAGCAAACCGCGACGACCGGUUUGGGGUAUGCUCGGGGCAGCAUCUCUGCUGCUUUGACAGGGCUCCGCUAUCAGCUCAAGGCAAAGAAAACUACGGAUCAGGAGAAAGAAGAGUACGAAGCCGGAGACGUCGAGACCAAAAGGACGACCCUUGCCAAGGUCCAACAGUUCGGGGUCAAGAAUUGCAACUGGGUGCAUCAGAUGCAGAAGUCGACCGUGACGACCAACAGUGAAUCCGAAAGUACGGUCAAAAAUUGGUACACUCGGACGGCGAUUUUCAAGAUCGAGGGUAUCGAUGAAACCGGCUUGGAGGAGGCUACGAAGCAGGAGCUGCUCGAAGAGCUGAUGUCCGAAGCCGAAAAGCGCUACAACUACGAAAGAUCGACCAAGAUUCACCCCAAGUUCGAGGUGCUCAGCAAGUACUUCUACGUGCGCUCGAAAGGACAGGUUGCCCGGCAGGCCACCAAGACGGAGGAGUCGCUGGGAAGCCAGUGUGCCGGCAUGAAGAACUUGCAGUUGAAGGACAAGAGAUCCAUCGACAUCAUGUUGGGCAAGGUCGAUACUGCGGGCAGCAGCAGUUCCAAGGAUCCGGCCAAGCAGCCCAGCGAGAGCUAUGCCAGAGCGAAAGAGCUUUUGAAGAAGAUCGUGAGCGAGAAGAAAAAGUUGACCCAGGCCAAAGAGGACCUGAAGUCCUUGAAGACCAAGAUUUCCACCAAGUUCAGUGGGGAUAAAACAUGGGAUAAUCGCAAGGACGACGUCGAUCGGGCGAUCGCAGCUCUGGAGGACUUCUUGGGUGUUCUUCGCCAGCACGAGGCCGAGAGUGUGCCGGAGGAUGUUACUUCCGAUUGCACCGAGCUUGUGGCCACCUUUCACAGUGUCGUGGACCAGGCUAGCAACCACGACAAAGGCAGCAAGGAAGCCGGGGCACUGCAUGUGGAAGACUUGCAGGUUCGUGGCUGGAAUCAGGCGAAGAACACGUCUGAAGAGUAUUCCUUGGCAAUGUUGCUGCCUCACGAAUCCUUGCACUCACUGCUCAAAGUGAACACGCCAGAGGCCUUGCUUCAGCAGCAAGCCGAGAUCCUGCCUGACAGGCCUGACCUGGAGAACCACUUGCAUUUUUUGGAGGAUGAGUUGGGCUUGGAUUCUGAAUCCACUCUCCUCAUGGGCAUGUGGUGCGAUGGUGUGCCUUUCAACAGCGACCGAUCCAUGACUUUGGAAACUAUUUCUUUGAACAUCUUUGGCCAGCAGAAUCUUCGCCUGCCUGUUGCGGCCUUUCCAAAAGAAUUUGCAUCCAAAUCGCAAACUUUUGAGGAUGUAUUCGAAAUCAUCCAGUGGUCCUUUAAGCAGCUGGCGACGGGGAGCAUGCCAAGCUGCCGACACGAUGGCCGGCCCUUCAAUCGAACCGAUAGUUACCGACAACGUUUGGCAGGCAAAAAGCUUCCACUGAGAGCUGAGCUGCUCUGGCUGAAUUUCGAGCUGAUUGGAGCUGUUACAAGGUACCCUGUCAUUUCCAGCAUGGACUUCUUCAUGCGCCAGAGGCAGCAGAAUCAAUUGGUGUCGAGAUUAUUUUCUUGCCCAGGAUUCAAUACGGCUUGCUGCAAGAUGGACUUUUUACACGCUUGCGACCUCGGAGUAACAUCCGACUGGCUUGGGUCUUUGCUGUUUUACUUACAGAGUGAGAAGAUCCGAGGCUUGAGCAAACUCCUCCGAUGUGCCAAGCUGUACCAAGACAUCAAGGCAUACUACGACAGAACUGGGGUCCAAGAUCCAUUGCCGAAGCUCCUUCCCACCAUGCUUCGUGAAGAGGAUCGAGGCAAGAUCAAAUCCCCCAAGUUGAGAGCCAAAGCAGGGGAAGCUCGAGCACUCGUCGGUGCUGCCAUGGAAUUGGCUACAAAGUAUCGCCAGCAAAUCCUGCUGAACAGGAAGUCUUCAGAGUUUCUUCUCAGAAGUUUCUUUUACUCUGGGGCAGCCUCGGGCGAGGUGAACCCUAGCAAGACCUGGACCUACAGGGAUGAGAGCUAUGGGCAUACCCUAGCAUUGCUGGGCAGACGGGUGGAAGACGGUGUGAAGACGCUUUUUGUGGCUGCAGCAGAAUGGUUCGAUUUCACUCCAGAUUUGUUGUUGGACGACAGCUGGGUGGAGGUGGACAUUGCAGAGCAUUCGGCUAAAGCUGCCAUAUACCAUUGCGAAUGCCAGUGGGGUGGUCAUUUGGUCAAAUUCGUGCUGAGCGGUGUGGUUGUUCGCAACCCACCCCUGAUUAAAAGCCAUGCCCUGGUGCGGCCAGAAAUCAGGGCCCUGCAUCAGAACACGUCGGAGGCUGGCUUCGCACCCGAAUUGCUGGAACUGCAUGAUCCUGGUACUACGACUGUGCAACAGUUUUCCUCCUGGGGCUUGCUUCGACUGGGCAGUCUACUUUUUGCCGAUCUAGAAGCACCAUUCCGGAAGAAUUCGAGUGAUUUGCGGUGCUCGUCUGCCGCAAGCUAUCAGAACCUCCGGCGUGACUAUCCGGAUUUCGGUGACAGCUCGUUAUCUUUCUACCAGGAUGGAGUGGGUCGUGCUGGUCUGUUGGUAUGCCAUCCGUGUGAAGAGGAUGGCAGGUUUGAUGUGAUUGGUGUUUUCAAUGUGCCGCAUGAGAAGUUUGAGUAUUGGUCUGCAAUUCACUUCAAUCUUGUCUUGGAGUCAGCGCAAAGAGUCGCAGACGUAUUCUUGAAUGGUCCGACCAUUUCCACGAUGCGUGAGAGUGAUGAAUGUUUUUACAUUGUUUUGACGAUACAGAGUUGCAAGCGUGGCUUGCCUCUGGUUCCAUUGGUUACAGACGAGCUGCCCACGACCACAAUCGUUGCAGGAGAACGCCUUGGUCUGGAUCGCUGGAUCCGUUUCAACCCGGAGUCGGUUGGCAGCUCAAAGUUCUACCUGUCGGAGUACAUCAAAGUACUGCUGUCCAAUGUUGGGGAGAAUAUUGACGCUUACAACUCCAUGGAUGGACGUACUCUUAUGCCCUAUCAGUGUGCCGUACGCCGCGAGCAGUGGAUCUCGUUGAGGACACGAUUCGUUGAAGUCUUCCUCUUGCAGAAAACUGCUUACCGGCGUGCCAAUGGCGGGUCCACUGCUCCAAGCAUGCAUGAAGGUGUGGAACCACGGUUCAGUCCGGACACCUCCGUGAUGUUGCUGAGAGAGCGUCUCCUUCGCGGCAAAUCGCAAACCGCACAUCAAAAACUGCUGGUGCGGCGUACUUUUCUCGAGCUGGAGGAGGAGGAUGAGUACAAGAUGGGGAGAGACCAGCGGCGGCACAAGACCACAACUGUGUUGCCAGAGAACUCUCCAAUUCUCGCGGCCUAA
This is a messenger RNA of Symbiodinium sp. CCMP2592, 3507 nucleotides long. NCBI's taxonomy places the organism in Eukaryota, Dinophyceae, Suessiales, Symbiodiniaceae. The record is from the annotation of a GenBank genome assembly.